AUGUCUGUCGACAAGCCGGAUGCGGCGGGCCAUUUGCCCAUCGGUGAACAUGGGGCAACAGACGGCCCGACUGCGCUUGGAAGAAAGCGCAAGUCGCCCGAUGACGACGCGAGUCCAGGCAGUGGGAAGACGUCAGGUUUCCGCUCGGAGCAUGUCGAGAAGAAGAUAAAGCUGGCCGAUGUCCACGCAGAGCAGUCUUCCCGAUUAUGGCCCGUAGCCAGCAGCCCCCUGAGCCGAGACAGGUCUCUCUUGCCCCCGGAGAUCUGGCACCAUGUCUUCACCUUUUGCCCGCCCAAGACGCUUGGCAAUCUUCUUGCUGUCAACAAGCUCUUCAACUUCUACCUUGAUCCCUCGUCAUCGUUUAAAAAAGAGCCGCAUCCCUCUGCAUCGUUAGGCGCACUCGGCCGUCUGGAGCCCAAUGCCAUCUGGCAAGCGUCGCGAAGACUGUUCUGGCCACAGUUGCCGGCCCCCCUACGGUCAAAAACCGAGCUUGAGAUGUGGCGGCUUGCAUGUUCCCCUAGGUGCCAAGUUUGUGGCAAGCUUCCCGCUCAAGGCUCGGCUUCCCGUAACCCUCGCAGUCCUGGUCCCUGUGCCGACGGCGUGGCCGCCAUCUGGGCCUUUGGCAUUCGCACGUGCGCAGCCUGUCUCCUGAAAGGCUCGGAAAAGGAGGUUGACCUGGAGAUAUCGCCCUCCAUCCCCUCGGCGAUUGUCCCUGCGCUCCCCUUCGUUUUCCUCACGCAAGAGCGCAGUGUUUUGUCGCCGACUACGCUCGAGUCCAGUCAGCCACCGGGAGAUAUGCAGCUCACAAAACUGUUUUCAAAGGCAGACGUCGAAGCCCUAUUGAAGGAAUUCCUGCAAGUCAAAGACAUGGGCCAAGGAACCGUUGCCGAAUGGCUCAAGGGUCUCCCGGGAAGAGGCGCCAGCUUACAGCACGAGGCAACGAAAUGGGAGAAGUGGGAACUGUCCGGAGGUGUCGUGAGGAUGUGCUCGCUGCUGUAUCCGGGGUACGAAUCAAAGACCACAAGCCGGUCUUCCCUGAAGUCAUCGAUCAAUCCCGCCAUUACCUCGACGUCAGCGCACGGUCGCCACGAACGAACCGCCGAGGAAGCUGCAGAGCUCAAGGCGGCCAGGAGGGCAGAGAUCGAGCGACGAUGUUUGCUUCUAUCCCCGCCGCUAACCGCCGACGUCCUCCGCCACAUCCCCUCAUUUCAAGCCGCCACUCAGAUCGUUGCCGACUUGACUGAUGACGCAUGGGAGCGUCUUAAACCGCGAUUGCUAGCUCAGCGAGCAGAAGCAGAAAAAAACCUGGAGGCUGAGCGCGUAGCCGGGCUCAAGGACGGGCAGCAGACCCGGGAACAAUCGAAGCUCCAGGCCACGCUGGCGGCGGAUAAGGAGGCUCGAGACCGGGUCGACAAGGAGUGGGAGGACGUGCAAGCUCCACUGCGUGUGAAAAUCGCCGGCUAUGCAGACGAAGUCUUGCGCGAGAAAUGGGGAAAGGGCAAGAAGGUGACCAGAGAGAACUGCUCAAGGUUUGCGGUCGACUCGCUCUUAUAUGUCCGGGAGCGAUUCUACGCCGACAUCGCCAAGGACGUGGCGGAGGCGAAGGCUGCCGGGAAGACACCUACUCCCGACCCUCCCAAUGGACCUUUCACGCAGAAAUUGACGCUGGAAAACAUGAAGUGGAUCUUUGACACGAAGUUCAAACCCCACACCGAGCCUCUACGCAAAGAGCUGUUCUAUUGUAACGGAUGCGAGGGGAACUACAAGGCAUUCGGCUUUGAGGGCGUCAUACAACACUAUGCGGCAAAGCAUACCAGUGCCCUCAGUCUGGGGAGCAUUGUUGUGUACUGGAGGGCCGAAUGGCCAGAGCAUCCGCCGUUCUGCGCAGCACCCCGGUCAGCAAAACCUGCCUCAACCCGGCACACCCCAGGCGGCUUCGCCGUCAACGGAGGCGUCCCUCCCCCGGUCCAGUACGGUUACGCUCCAUCGGCAGCCGUCCCAAUGGCACCACCCCCCCCUUAUCCGCCUCCCAUGGGUUACGGAUACACUCCCCCACCGUACAACGUUCACUACCCGCAACCGCCGCCGCCGCCGCCUCCUUAUCAGCCACCACCUACGGCUCCUCCUCCAUUUGUACCACCGCCCGACUACGAGCCAGCACCAUCGCCUUAUAUACCCCCGCCCGCGCCCUAUUCGGCGUUUCAGCCUCCGGCUAUCACGUAUACUACUCCGGUUGCUGAGCCAGUUUCUCCAGGUUUCGUACCUACUCAAGGCGGACAGUACGGUUACCUGCAUGAACCGUAUCCAGCACAUAACGCAGCAACCCAGUACACUUCGCACCAGCCCUCGCCUUACCCCAGUCUCUAUCAAACCAAAGUGGAUGACAUUGCCCGCAAUGCUCGCGACGUAUGGCGAACGUUGGGCGAUAUCCGAGAUCUCCCUGGGGACAUAAGGGUGUUCACGACCAUCCACCAUUUGGUGAAGAGAUUCCAGUCUCGAUUCUACGAAACCCCGCCGCUAUCCAUGUUUAUCGAUGCUCUCUCUAACAACAGAGAGAUGCGUCCGGUCCGCAAUGUCAAUGGCCUGGCUUGCCGGGCUUGCCGCCUAGGGCUCGGCAAUGCAGCUUCGGCGGAGGAGGGUCGGAAAGAAUUCUCGCUACCCCAGCUGUCGAACCACUUCCAAUCCAAGCACAUUGAGCCACUGCAGAGGUCACAGGCGGGAGGCGGAACCCUGAAUUGGGUGACCGACAUGGUCCUAGUAUCCGAUCUUGCCGCUCUCCCAGGCAUCAUCUCCUCGGCUAACGAGCCCCAGAAAGCCCUGAUCUCGGCCGCAUUCCCCGCCGCAUUCGAAACGCGGCAUCACAAGGAGGUUCUUCUGAAGAAGACUCCCACCGAUGCACCGGAUACCUGCGAUGGAUCUCAGGCAGACAGCGGCGUCAUCUGUCGUUCCAGUAUUCCAGGGUCUAUGAAAGCUACCACUCCCGCCGAUCGCCGUUCCUCCGGCAAGUCACCUCACAGCACAAUGCCGAGUGCUCCUCCAGAGGACGACCGGUCAGCGCACAGUGGUGUUGGUCGGCAAUUUUCGCAUAGCUCUGGACAUAAUCUCGGGCCGAGCAGGUUCGACGAUCGGAAGAGGACGAGUAGCAAGUCGAAACGCGGAGAAUCACAGGGCAGGUCAUUCUCUAGCGACCGGGAGCCCGAGAUGGCGUACCGGGAGGAUGAAGAGACAAAGAAGCCCAAAGACGAAGAUGGGCACACUGUGCGUCCUGCCGGCCGAGCCAGCACCCCUCCACCAGGCUUGAACUCCACAAGGCCCGAGAAACCAGGGAUGGAUGUUGGGCUUCAGGAUCAGAGAUGGCUUGAGCAGGAAACAAGGGCGUCGCGGCGACCCGAUGACAGAUACCCGCCCCCUUCAUCGAACGAAAGGGGAAAGCCCAGCAUCACGGCAGCGCUAGACUCAUACCUUGAAAGAAUCCAGUCGCCGCAGGCACAAACACAAUAUGGGACACCGGAUGCUGCACUGUACAGGGACUACCGUGGUUCGGAAGAGGAUCGAAACCCUCGGCCAGGUCCGAGGGCGCAUGAUCGAUAUGGUCGCAGGGAUGUUGGGACGAGAUCUCCGCCACCCGCUGGCAGAUUUAGAAGUGCUAAUGAGGGACAGGCUGGCCCCUUGUAUAGAGGCCGGCCGGUGGCGGUUGAGGAGAGGCAAGAGGACGCGUACAGCCCUCGACGAGCUGAACCGAGCUUCGUCGAACCAUUACCGCGCCAUGCCGAAGCAGAGCGUUUCGCCUUGCCGGCUCAUCCGCCCAAUGAACACAUCCGGGAUAGGGCGGCUCCAGAAGUCGAUCAUCACCGGUACCGCGAGGAUGUGCGCAUGCAUCCAAGAGCGGCGGUUGAGACAUACGAAAUCGUGCAUGUCAUUGACGAACACGGUGAGUAUUACAUUCGGCGGCCGGCCCGACGCGACCCAGAUCCGCGAUACGUGUACGAGGAGCGAAGGGUCCGCCACGGCCCCGAUCACUAUCCUCCUCCUCCUCCUCCUCGUGAGCCAGUCUACGUUCCUACGCACCGGCCGAGCUUGGCCCGGUUCAGUGCGGCGCCAAGUAUUCGACCGGGUGACCAGCGGGUUGACCCGGCGUACUGGGAGGAAUAUGACCCCCGAUUCCCAGCUGGUUGA
This is a messenger RNA of Thermothelomyces thermophilus ATCC 42464, 4176 nucleotides long. RefSeq lists its product as uncharacterized. Gene Ontology annotation, molecular function: protein binding. The transcript has 3 exons. The coding region runs from base 1 to 4176 and encodes 1391 amino acids. Lineage: Eukaryota; Fungi; Ascomycota; Sordariomycetes; Sordariales; Chaetomiaceae. The record is from RefSeq and is a predicted model, not a curated record.